AUGACAAGUCUUAGGCAAAGUACUGAAGAUAGUGAUACGGCAAUGCUGCAAGUUUUUCAAUUCUCUUUAAUAGACUCGGCGGAAGAAUGGUUGUAUUUCCUUCCCCCAGGGAAUAUAACAACAUGGGGUGAAAUGAAAAAGCUAUUUUUAGAGAAGUACAAAAAGUUGGUGGCGAGUUUCCCUCACCACAACAUAUCACCAAAACUCAUCAUUCAAUAUUUCUAUGAAGGAUUACUUCCAGAGCAACGAAAUUUGAUUGAUGCGGCUGCUGGUGGUUCACUAACUGAGAAGACAAUCUCGCAGGCAACCAGUUUGAUUGAGAGCACGACCUCGAAUGCUCAACAAUUUUACACCAGAAAUGACUCAAAUGUCAGAAGAGUUAGCGAAAUGGGAGAAUCUCCAAAUACAGAGCACCAGUUAAGCACCAUUGAAAAGGCGAUUCAUCGUAUAACUUCGGUAGUUGCUCCACCAUACGAAGAGGAGGCCGAGUUUCAGCAACCACAACAAGCUAAAUAUCAGGUAAAUUUUAUCGAUGAUAAGUUCAACAUGCUAAUGCAAAGCAUGCAGUGUGUUGCAUCUACAACACAGAGUCUCAAGGAAACAGUUCAACAAAAUCAACAGAAAGCCGAACAAAAUCAGUUAAAAACUGAUAACGCUAUUAGAGAUUUUCAUGCUCAAAUGGGGCAAUUAGCUACUGAUAUGAAUCUCAUGAAGGCGCAAGCUUCAACAAAGUUGCCAUAA
Molecule: messenger RNA, 741 nt
Organism: Papaver somniferum (opium poppy)
Lineage: Eukaryota; Viridiplantae; Streptophyta; Magnoliopsida; Ranunculales; Papaveraceae
Exons: 3
Coding region: 1-741 (246 amino acids)
Source: RefSeq, a predicted model, not a curated record